Messenger RNA from Oncorhynchus keta (chum salmon), 1680 nucleotides. Its product is annotated as adhesive plaque matrix protein-like. The record is from RefSeq and is a predicted model, not a curated record. Lineage: Eukaryota; Metazoa; Chordata; Actinopteri; Salmoniformes; Salmonidae. The transcript has 4 exons. The coding region runs from base 1 to 1680 and encodes 559 amino acids.
AUGGGGCCCUCACACACCCAGAGCCAGUUCAAAGGUUACGUUUCUGACCCGGGGCGGCAGAAACACAAAGCCAGAGUAACCUACAAAUACAAGGCCAGAGUAACCUACAAACACAAAGCCAGAGUAACCCACAAACACAAGGCCAGAGUAACCCACAAACACAAGGCCAGAGUAACCCACAAACACAAGGCCAGAGUAACCCACAAACACAAGGCCAGAGUAACCCACAAACACAAGGCCAGAGUAACCCACAAACACAAGGUCAGAGUAACCUACAAACACAAGGUCAGAGUAACCUACAAACACAAAGCCAGAGUAACCCACAAAUACAAGGCCAGAGUAACCCACAAACACAAGGCCAGAGUAACCUACAAACACAAGGCCAGAGUAACCCACAAACACAAGGCCAGAGUAACCUACAAACACAAGGCCAGAGUAACCUACAAAUACAAGGCCAGAGUAACCUACAAACACAAGGCCAGAGUAACCUACAAACACAAGGCCAGAGUAACCUACAAACACAAGGCCAGAGUAACCUACAAACACAAGGCCAGAGUAACCCACAAACACAAGGCCAGAGUAACCUACAAAUACAAGGCCAGAGUAACCCACAAACACAAGGCCAGAGUAACCCACAAACACAAGGCCAGAGUAACCCACAAACACAAGGCCAGAGUAACCCACAAACACAAGGCCAGAGUAACCCACAAACACAAGGCCAGAGUAACCCACAAACACAAGGCCAGAGUAACCCACAAACACAAGGCCAGAGCAACCUACAAACACAAGGCCAGAGUAACCCACAAACACAAGGCCAGAGUAACCUACAAACACAAGGCCAGAGCAACCUACAAACACAAGGCCAGAGAAACCUACAAACACAAGGCCAGAGCAACCUACAAAUACAAGGCCAGAGUAACCUACAAAUACAAGGCCAGAGUAACCUACAAACACAAGGCCAGAGUAACCCACAAACACAAGGCCAGAGUAACCUACAAACACAAGGCCAGAGUAACCCACAAACACAAGGCCAGAGUAACCCACAAACACAAGGCCAGAGCAAACUACAAACACAAGGCCAGAGCCAGAGUAACCCACAAACACAAGGCCAGAGUAACCCACAAACACAAGGCCAGAGUAACCCACAAACACAAGGCCAGAGUAACCCACAAACACAAGGCCAGAGUAACCUACAAAUACAAGGCCAGAGUAACCUACAAAUACAAGGACAGAGUAACCUACAAACACAAGGCCAGAGUAACCCACAAACACAAGGCCAGAGUAACCUACAAACACAAGGCCAGAGUAACCCACAAACACAAGGCCAGAGUAACCCACAAACACAAGGCCAGAGUAACCCACAAACACAAGACCAGAGUAACCCACAAACACAAGACCAGAGUAACCCACAAACACAAGGCCAGAGUAACCCACAAACACAAGGCCAGAGUAACCCACAAACACAAGGCCAGAGUAACCCACAAACACAAGGCCAGAGUAACCUACAAACACAAGGCCAGAGUAACUUACAAACACAAGGCCAGAGUAACUUACAAACACAAGGCCAGAGUAACCCACAAACACAAGGCCAGAGUAACCCACAAACACAAGGCCAGAGUAACCCACAAACACAAGGCCAGAAUAACCUACAAACACAAGGCCAGAGUAACCUACAAAUAG